This is a messenger RNA of Adineta steineri, 885 nucleotides long. The record is from the annotation of a GenBank genome assembly. NCBI's taxonomy places the organism in Eukaryota, Metazoa, Rotifera, Eurotatoria, Adinetida, Adinetidae.
AUGUUUAUAUAUUCAUUAGUAUUUGGAAUUGUAAAUUGGUUUUUAUCAUUAAUAAGUCUAAUGAUAUUUGUUUUUAUAUUUUUAAUUUUUAUUGAAAUAAUUCAUGAACAAAGAUCAAAAGAUGCAUCAAUAUUAUUGAUAUUAAAUACAUGUUUUUCAGCAUUUUUAACAUCAUUAAUAAUAAUAAUAAUGAUUAGUUCAAAUUUAUUUCAUAAGUUUCGGUUAAUCCAUAUAAAUAUUUGUUCUAUAUGUGGUUUACUUUAUGAUAUAUUUGAAUGUUCAAUUUAUUAUAGUUAUUGUUUACAUGCAUUUUAUCGUUUAAUUCGAGUUAUUUAUUAUAAUAAAAGAAAUCUUUUAUCAUAUAAUUUAUAUAAAUUAUUAAUAUUAAUUCAAUGGUUAUUAAUAAUAUUAUUAAUUUUACCAACAUAUUUUUUAAAAUGGUAUAUCCAUUUACCAACUGAAAAACAUUGUCUUAUUCCAUAUACAAAUAUAAUUGGUUCAUUUUAUUUAAUUCUAUUUUUAUAUUUAAUUCCAUUAUUUACAAUAAUAAUGAUAUAUAUAUUAAUAACAAAUCAUAUUCGUUCACCAACAAUAAUUCGAAUCCAAGAACGUCAAAGAAAUUUAAGAGAUUUAACAGCUAUUAAACGUAUUAUAGUAUGUGUAUUAAUGUUAAUAAUAUUACGUUUUCCAACAAUAAUAUUUGUAAUAUUUGAUUUCAUUAAUGGUGAUUUAAAUUAUUUAACAUGUCCUAUUAUUGGUUUUGUAACAGCAAUAUGUUUAAUUUUAAUUGGUAUAUUAACUAUUUUAGCUACAAAUAAAAUUAAAAAAAAUCUUCUCAAACAUCUUAAUCAUCCUAGUACACAAAUACAUCCAACUCAUAAUUAA